Molecule: messenger RNA, 310 nt
Organism: Staurois parvus
Lineage: Eukaryota; Metazoa; Chordata; Amphibia; Anura; Ranidae
Source: the annotation of a GenBank genome assembly
AUAUAGUGAAUGCAGGGUCCGGGGAGACCAGAUAUAGUGAAUACAGGGUCCUGGGAUACCAGAUAUAGUGAAUGCAGGGUCCGGGGAGACCAGAUAUAGUGAAUGUAGGAUCCGGGGAGACCAGAUAUAGUGAAUGCAGGGUCCAGGGAGACCAGAUAUAGUGAAUGCAGGGUCCGGGGAGACCAGAUAUAGUGAAUGCAGGGAUCCGGGGAGACCAGAUAUAGUGAAUGCAGGGUCCAGGGAGACCAGAUAUAGUGAAUGCAGGGUCCGGGGAGACCAGAUAUAGUGAAUGCAGGGUCCGGGGAGACCA